AUGAUAGUGAUGAUGUGGCUGUCCUGUCUGAUGCCCGUCGUCCUGGGCCUGCUGGCCCCUGCUCAUGGUACCGACUACGAGCCCAGUGAGGUGUGUUUUGAUCACCUGGGCUGUUUCUCGGACUCCAUCCCAUGGGCUGGCACCGUGGAGAGGCCUGACCCCCGCCUGCCCUGGAGCCCAGAGCAGAUCGGCACCCGCUUCCUGCUCUUCACCCAGCAGAACCCAGAGUACUACCAGGAGAUCUCUGCCAGCAAGGACCUCCUUCAUGCAUCCAACUACGACGCCGGCAGGAAGACUCGCUUCAUCAUCCACGGCUACCUGACCUCUGCAGAGGAGAACUGGCACACAGACAUGUGCAUGCUGAUUGUGAAAGCGGAGGAUGUGAACUGCAUCAGUGUGGACUGGCCAACCUGGAAGGAGGCGGAGUAUUCCCAGGCAGCCAAUAACAUUCGAGUGGUGGGAGCACAGGUGGCAUACAUGAUGUCAUUCAUGAGGGACUCCUUCAACCAGUCUCCUGCUGACAUGCACGUGAUUGGCCACAGUCUGGGGGCUCACGCCGCUGCAGAGGCAGGCCGCAGGACCAAGGGGCUCGCACGCAUCACAGGUCUGGAUCCAUCUGAGCCCUACUUUGAGAACUGUGCAGCUCUGGUGCGUCUGGACCCCACUGAUGCCACGUUUGUGGAUGUGAUUCACUCCAAUGGCGCUCCUUUCACUCCCACCCUUGGCUUUGGAAUGUCCCAGUCGGUCGGCCAUGUUGACUUCUACCCUAAUGGAGGAGAGGACAUGAUUGGCUGCUCCAAAAACUCUGUGUCUGAGACGGUCACCCCCAAUGACAUCUGGCAAGGUACUCGUGGCUAUGUUGCCUGCAGCCAUCAGAGGGCCUAUAAGUACUACAGUGACACCAUCCUCAACCGCAGCGGCUUCACUGGAUACCCCUGCAAUGAUUACCACAUGUUCCAGGAGGGCAUAUGUACUUCUUGCGAUGGUGAAUGUCCCGUCAUGGGUCAUUUUGCUGACAACUUUACGAUUCCAGAAGGCGUGAGCAAGAUGAGAUAUUACCUCGAAACAGCCGACAAGUCUCCUUUUGCCCGUUACGAUUAUCACGUCAAUGUCACUAUUGAUGGCGCCAUGACCAACCCUGCAUACUUCAAAGUGGCCCUGUAUGGUGAAUCCACCAACACCAUCCAGUACAGGAUCUACAUUGGUACCGUGACGCCAGGCAAGAGUUACGCGAACGACAUUAAGACUAAGGUGGACGUCGGCGAGAUAACACAUGUCAAGUUCGUCUGGGACGACUACCAUGUCAACCCUCUGGCCAAAUUCGGAGCCUCUCGCAUCGAAGUGACCAGAUUCCGGGACAACAAGAUGUUUGUGUUCUGUGGAGACGAGAAGCUGUAUGAGAACCAGCUGCAGACCCUGCAGCCAUGUCCCGCUCAGUAA
Messenger RNA from Engraulis encrasicolus (European anchovy), 1440 nucleotides. Its product is annotated as pancreatic triacylglycerol lipase-like. The record is from RefSeq and is a predicted model, not a curated record. The coding region runs from base 1 to 1440 and encodes 479 amino acids. Lineage: Eukaryota; Metazoa; Chordata; Actinopteri; Clupeiformes; Engraulidae. The transcript has 13 exons. Gene Ontology annotation, molecular function: protein binding; triacylglycerol lipase activity. Gene Ontology annotation, biological process: lipid catabolic process.